This is a messenger RNA of Guillardia theta CCMP2712, 2190 nucleotides long. RefSeq lists its product as hypothetical. Lineage: Eukaryota; Cryptophyceae; Pyrenomonadales; Geminigeraceae. Bases 1 to 2190 code for a protein of 729 amino acids. Gene Ontology annotation, biological process: ribosomal small subunit biogenesis. The transcript is spliced from 5 exons. Gene Ontology annotation, molecular function: RNA binding; protein binding. Gene Ontology annotation, cellular component: nucleolus. The record is from RefSeq and is a predicted model, not a curated record.
AUGAAGGAGAAGACACACCUGAAGGCCAACCGGCCGAGGAUGCCGGCGUUGGUGAAACGAGAAAUGAACAACGAGGAGGGAGAGGACGAGGACACGAGCAGAAUGAACUACAAGGGAUUUGAUAAGGCAAAGUUGCAGUCUUCGAGGAAAGCUGCGAGGAAAGAGAAGAGGAUGGCGAAGAAACAGAAUAAACAGCAGCACCAGCAAACGCAUGCUGCUGAAGUUCAGAAACUCCGCAGACUGAAGGAGGAGAACGAGCGCCUUCGAAAGCAGCUGCUGAAUCAGAGUCAAGGAAACAAGCAGCAGCAGCAACAACAACAACAGCAACAACAGCAGAAGCAGAACCAGAACAAGAACAAGAACAAGAACAAGAACAAGAACAAGAACAAGAACAAGUACAAGAAGCGCGAUCGAGAUACUGGAGAUGAACAGGAAAGCGAACAGCCGAGAGCUAAGGCAGCGAAGCUCGACAAGAAGAUGCCGCCAGGAGAAGAAUCUGCUGACGAGACGGCAGAAGCAUCCGAUACAAACUCACACGAUGAGACGGGAGAACAGACGGCAAGUCGAUCAGGGCAGGGGGAGCAGGCGGCACCAGAGGCCGUCUCCAAGUACAUCCCCCCACACCUCCGCAAGCAAACCACCGAUGAACCUGACGCAAAGCUCAAGUCAGCAGUGAAGAGCUGUCUCAACAAGGUCUCAGAGCUUAACAUCUCCUCCAUCACAGACGAGAUGGAGAGAAUCUACAACAGCCACCCACGUGUGAAUGUGGAUAAACAUAUGGCCAACAUCAUUGUGGAGCUCGCCGGGGAAGGGUCAGGCCGCAUCAUCGGUCAGUUUGCCGCUCUCUAUGCGGUCCUGGUAGCUGCACUGCAUGCGAGCAUAGGAUCAAGCGUGGGAGCAAGAUUCAUCGACAGGAUAAUCCGAGAGAUUGAUGCUUGCAUCGCGGACAACAACAACCUAGUCGGAACCAACCUCACCCUCCUCUUUGGCCAUCUCUACGUCUUCAAGAUCAUCUCCUGCUCCCUCGUCUACGAUCUGGUCAGGGUACUGCUUGCUCGGGUCGAGGAGAACAACCUCGAGCUCCUCCUCAGCCUCUUGCGCGUCACUGGGAGCCACCUCAGGACCGACGACCCCGCGGCGCUGCGUGACAUCAUUCAGAGCGUUAGGAGCAAGGUCUCCGAGAGCGGAGGAGCGACGAACUUACCUCCCCGCGCGAGGUUCCUCCUCGACUUCAUCUACGACCUGCAGAACAACAAGCACAAGAGAGGCUCGGGAGCUGCCGCAGUUGCGGAGGAGGAGGUGGGACGGCUGAAGAAAUGGCUCCGAACGUUCACUUCCUCUCGCGCCUCAGGCCUCGGGAACGUACAACAGCUCCGUCCUGCCUGGGAGGACAUCGUGAAAGGGAGACUACGAGGCCCCUGGUGGGAGCAGGGCGUGCGCUUAGAGCCGAUCCUCAUGACGAAACUGUCGUCCUCAACGUCAGGGCAAGGUGGGAAGGCGGAAGGAAAGGAGGAGGAGGCGUUCUCCAAGACCAAGGAGAAGCUGCUGAAGCUCGCGUCCUCACAGCAGAUGGGCAGCGACCUGCGCAAGUCGAUCUUCAUCAUCAUGAUGGAGGCCGAGGACUUCAUGGACGCUUGCGAGAAGCUACUCAGGCUGGGGCUGAAGGAGGUGCAGGCGCGAGAGAUCGUGAGGGUAGCCUUCCACUGCUGCGGGCAGGAGCAGGGGUGGAAUCCUUUCUACGCGCUCCUCCUCUCCCAGCUCUGCAAGAUCGACAAGCACCAUCAGUUCACCCUCCGCCUCUGCUUCUGGGACGCCUUCAAGGAGAUGGAUGGAUGGAUGGAGGACGGGAAGGGGAAGAACAAGAUCGGCAACCUGGGCAAGCUGCUAGCACACACUUGGAGCAGCUCAGCGCUCAGAGCUCUUCUUGCCGAGAGCAGCCCGAAGACCCUCAAGGGGCUAGUCGAGAAGAUAGCAAGUGACGACAAGGAGAUGAAGGAGCUGCGUGCAGGCAUCCUCUGGUUCUUCUUCCAGUUCAUGGGGGCGAAACGAGAGGACAAGGCUCGCGGCUUCGCUGCGUCCAAGGACCUUCCUGAUGAGCUGCUCGUAACCAAGGAGGUGGACAAGAAGUCUGUCUUGCGGGCCCGUGUGCAAGAUAUGGUCGGUUUGCUGCAGCGAUCGGGGGCUCGUUAG